CAAUUUCUCACAUAGUUGCUUCUCUCUCUCUCCUGCUCGUUCGCUUGCUCUGUUCUCUCUGUUGUGUUGUCCGUUUCUUGCCUUUGUUAAGCGGUUUUUAAGGUUUUGGUUAAUCAGUUUUUUUAUCGUCGAUCGGUAUUGUGUUGUGUGUUUGGUAAUAAUGAAUGCAGGUAUGAACUGGAAGGAACAUGGUCGGAAGAUUCCCAAGGAAAAUCUGGACAGAUUCAUACCGAACAGAUCAGCUAUGGAUUUCGACUUUGCUCAUCACGCCCUCACCGAAGCCCUAAUCGAAGCAAGAGACGGCAAAAAAAAAGAAGCGCGGGAGCUUUCACCCUCCAAAGAGGCUUACAGGAAGCGUCUGGCGGAAACGCUCGGUCUCAACCGCACCCGUAUUCUCGCCUUCAGGAACAAACCUCAACCUCCUCUCCACUCUCAUUAUCACUCUGCUUCUCUUCACCAACAACCUCUAAAGCCUCGCCGCCGACGCAUUCCUCAGUCUUGUAGCAAAGUCUUGGAUGCUCCUAACAUUCUUGACGACUUCUACCUCAACUUGCUUGACUGGGGUUCUCGUAACGUCUUAGCUAUUGCCUUGGGCCACACUCUUUGCCUCUGGGAUGCUUCUACCGGCUCUGUAUCCGAGUUCGUGACCAUUGAGGAAGACCAAGGACCCAUCACAAGCAUAAGCUGGGCACCUGAUGGUUCCCACGUUGCACUUGGCCUCAACAACUCUCAAGUCCAGCUUUGGGAUUCUUCAUCCAUCCGCAAGAUAAGAACUUUGAACGGUGUCCACCACUCUAGAGUAGGAUCACUUGCAUGGAACAAUCACAUCCUCACAACCGGAGGAAUGGACGGGAAGAUUAUCAACAACGAUGUCAGGAUCAGGUCGCAUGUUGUGGGAACUUACAGAGGUCACACUGGAGAGAUUUGUGGACUCAAGUGGUCAGGUUCUGGAAUGCAGCUUGCUAGUGGUGGCAACGAUAAUGUGGUUCACGUAUGGGAUCGCUCUUCUGCGUCUUCGAGAUGGCUGCACAGGCUUGAGGAACAUACUUCUGCCGUGAAAGCUCUUGCUUGGUGCCCCUUCCAAUCGAAUUUGCUUGCAACUGGUGGUGGUGGAACAGAUGGGGCGAUCAAGUUCUGGAACACUCACACCGGAGCUUGCUUGAACUCUGUAGACACAGGAUCCCAAGUGUGUGAUUUGUUGUGGAGCAAGAAUGACAGAGAGUUGCUUAGCUCACAUGGGUUUUCUCAGAACCACCUUGCACUUUGGAAGUACCCAUCCUUGGUGAAAAUGGCUGAGCUCACUGGCCAUACAUCAAGAGUUCUGUAUAUGACACAGAGUCCUGAUGGCUCUACCGUUGCUUCAGCUGCAGGAGACGAGAGUUUGAGGUUUUGGGAUGUUUUUGGAAUGCCAGACACUGCCAAAAAACCUGAUCAGAAAGCAGCCCAUGAGCCAUUUUCUCCCGUGCCUCGUAUCCGUUGAAACUGUCAUAACAACAAGCCAUUAAUCGUUACAGAAGUGCUUUGAAUAAAAGGAACGACAAUCAUACAGAGAUAAAAGUUGUCCACUAUAUUGUAUAUAGUAAACUUCCAGGCGAAUUAGCCUCUCAAGAAACGAUUUCACGCUAACCUACUAAGGACAAAUCACUACAAAUUCGAGUGACAUAUUCUCAAAUCACAUAAAGUUACCGUCUACAAAUGACUCCAGAUGCAAUGCAACAGUUUCCAAAAACAGGCAAAGGAGGCAGAGCGGAAUGGUAAAGUAUCAACAAGCAGUAUAGCCUACUUUUGAAAAAUUAUUUGUUGUUGUUGCGGAAAGCUCAGAAAUGCCACAGUCAAAGCUACAUGAUAUACAAAAAGGUCAAUAAAAAGAAUCCCAAAGGAUUCACCAUUGAUCAUCCAAUAAACAAAAACCAAAACCUUCUCAGUUUCCGGAGAAAGAACCGACAAAGCCUAAUAUGUGUAUGCAUAUCACACCUAUUCUAAUAAUUUGUUUUAAGAAAUUAGAUUAUGUGAAUGCAUGGCACUGAUAAUACCUAAUAUCUUAUAAUCUUGGAAACAAUCACUACCUAAACUUGAUACUGUAGAAGCCGGAAAACCGGACUCACAUAAACGAUAUAAUAAAAGUGACGUUAAGGAAAAUAGACGAUUGUAAAAAUUGAAUACAAGAACAAUAAGAAAUCGUAUUCGCAAACGGACAUGGAGUCCAGAUAUAAUCUCUUUCCUUAACUUUAAAUAUUCGCUCCGUUAGUGAGACGGGACUGUACAAAUAUGGAGUCCCAGGAUACAGCCAUGGCAGACGAAUCACGCUUCACUCGUGAUCGCCCUAUCGAACUUUAAACUCUACGAAACACUCUCGCAUUUAUGACUUACGAUAAGGAAUUUUUGCUGUCGGUUUCGAUGUGAAGAAAAUAUUAGAAAUGAAGAAGGAGGAGAGUCGAUAUUUAAAGAGAAGGAGAAGACCCACUUUCCGCAACAGCUUCUGCACGUGGGCGAGAAUCUCGCGGAGAUCGAGGGAAGUUGAGUUGUAAAACUUAUUCCCAAGACUCUCUCUUAUCUCGUUUAAAACUUCCGAGAGGAUAAAACGCAUGACGUUUUUAAUUUUUAGACAAACUACUUGUCGUUUUAAAUAAAAUUGUAUGUUGUUUUUUUUCGAAAUGAAUGGCAAAACGUUAAACUUAAAAAAUCUUAUUGGACCGGAGGCCCUCCACCAAGACCCAAGCUUUAGCAUCUACCAGACGUAUCUUACCUCUUCGGUCAAUUAGUGGGGAUUUUUCCUUCGUAUCACCAAAGGAUUUAUCCAUAUCUACUGAGAGGCUAAAGAAACGGUUGCGUGAAAACGGAAUAAACGAGAAUUUCGUAAAAGAGUGUGAAGAGAUCGUGGAUUCAGAGUUCUCCGAAGUUCAAGAACAAAUUAAACUUCUCCACGAAGAACGUACAAAGUUACUUGAUGCACUCAAGCAACUAGAGAUGGUUAACCUUGAAGCUGAAGCCUCAGGGAUCCAUGAAAGUGUCUACCAGUUACCAAAUCAUAACUAUUCCAGCUUAAGAAGUGGAAAAUAUAGUGAAUGCAGUACAAGUGCUUCAUCUGAUGUGUUUGAGGAUAUCUCCGAGGAAGAUGAGCCUUCCUUCCAUGACACUAUUGAGUGUUUUAGCGAACCUGAUGCUGGUUCCGAGAACAUGCAUUUCAAAAGACGAACAAGGCUUCCUGAUCCAGCAGAGAAAGAGAAAGGUGUUAGUCUCUGGUCUAUGAUUAAGGACAACGUUGGAAAGGAUCUCUCACGAGUUUGUCUUCCUGUUUAUUUCAAUGAACCAAUAUCAUCUCUACAAAAGUGUUUCGAAGACUUGGAGUACUCUUACCUCUUGGACCAAGCAUAUGAAUACGGAAAAUCCGUAAGUGAUUUAUAAAAAAACACUUUGAAAUAUGUAGAAUAUUUUACUUAUUGUUACGUGUUAUUUACUUCCUUCUGGAAAUGCAAACGUUUUCUCUACUCUAGACUUGAGUACAUCCCUUUGUUAUAUCUUGGAGAGUGUCCUGAAAGAAAGAGUUUCUUUUUAAGAAAAAAGAGUUUAUAGAAGAAACUCACUGUAAAGGUCAGUGGGAAAAAUGAGUGUUGGUUCCAACAUUUGGGAAAAUAUUCGUCUUGAUCUAUUUGUAUUUAGUUCAAUACAAAGGGAUCAAUUGAAAUAACCCAUGGUCACUCAAAAUUAAGGAAUUUGCCUUGCA
Molecule: messenger RNA, 3724 nt
Organism: Brassica napus (rape)
Lineage: Eukaryota; Viridiplantae; Streptophyta; Magnoliopsida; Brassicales; Brassicaceae
Product: cell division cycle 20.2, cofactor of APC complex-like
Exons: 4
Coding region: 161-1480 (439 amino acids)
Biological process (GO): anaphase-promoting complex-dependent catabolic process; positive regulation of ubiquitin protein ligase activity; positive regulation of anaphase-promoting complex-dependent catabolic process
Cellular component (GO): anaphase-promoting complex
Molecular function (GO): ubiquitin ligase activator activity; anaphase-promoting complex binding; protein binding
Source: RefSeq, a predicted model, not a curated record